This is a messenger RNA of Aspergillus ruber CBS 135680, 201 nucleotides long. RefSeq lists its product as uncharacterized. The record is from RefSeq and is a predicted model, not a curated record. The coding region runs from base 1 to 201 and encodes 66 amino acids. The transcript has 2 exons. NCBI's taxonomy places the organism in Eukaryota, Fungi, Ascomycota, Eurotiomycetes, Eurotiales, Aspergillaceae.
AUGUCCCUCUGGCAAUCAUACCGCUCCCUAGCCCCCCGCACACGCGCACUUUUCGGGAUAGGUCUGGUCGCCUGGGCCUCCGUGGGCCUAUGGACGACACCGCAGGUCGAGGGGGCGCUGGGAAUGACGGCUAGUGAGAAGGAGAAGGAGGAGCUGGAGAGGAAGAUGGCGGUUAGGGUGGAGAGGGUUGACAGGGGGUAG